This is a messenger RNA of Equus caballus (horse), 899 nucleotides long. RefSeq names its product phosphoglycerate mutase 2 (gene PGAM2). Gene Ontology annotation, molecular function: intramolecular phosphotransferase activity. Gene Ontology annotation, biological process: glycolytic process. NCBI's taxonomy places the organism in Eukaryota, Metazoa, Chordata, Mammalia, Perissodactyla, Equidae. The record is from RefSeq and is a predicted model, not a curated record.
GCCAGGGUGGGGGCUGGGGACAGACUACUAUAAAGCUGGGGUGCCUGGGAGGCAGCUGUCCCUGUUCAGAGACCGUCACGGUCCCCACCGCCACAGCCAUGGCCACCCACCGCCUCGUGAUGGUUCGGCACGGCGAGAGCACCUGGAACCAGGAGAACCGCUUCUGUGGCUGGUUUGAUGCAGAGCUGAGCGAGAAGGGGGCCGAGGAGGCCAAGAGGGGAGCCCAUGCCAUCAAGGACGCCAAGAUGGAGUUCGACAUCUGCUACACGUCGGUGCUGAAGCGGGCCAUCCGCACCCUCUGGACCAUCCUGGAUGGCACGGACCAGAUGUGGCUGCCUGUGGUGCGCACCUGGCGUCUCAAUGAGCGGCACUAUGGGGGCCUCACAGGCCUCAACAAGGCGGAGACAGCCGCCAAACACGGGGAGGAGCAGGUGAAGAUCUGGAGGCGCUCCUUUGACAUCCCUCCACCCCCCAUGGAUGAGAAGCACCCCUACUACAGCUCCAUCAGCAAGGAGCGUCGGUAUGCAGGCCUGAAGCCUGGGGAACUGCCCACUUGCGAGAGCCUCAAGGACACCAUUGCCCGGGCCCUGCCCUUCUGGAAUGAGGAGAUCGCCCCCCAAAUCAAGGCUGGCAAGAGAGUGCUCAUCGCGGCCCACGGGAACAGCCUUCGGGGCAUCGUCAAGCAUCUGGAAGGGAUGUCCGACCAGGCCAUCAUGGACCUGAACCUGCCCACGGGGAUCCCCAUCGUGUAUGAGCUGGACGCAGCACUGAAGCCCACCAAGCCCAUGCGGUUCCUGGGUGACGAGGAGACUGUACGGAAGGCCAUGGAGGCCGUGGCUGCCCAGGGCAAGGCCAAGUGAAGGGUGGGCUCUGGCAAUAAAGGCUGCUCCUCCCACUGC